Molecule: messenger RNA, 333 nt
Organism: Humulus lupulus (European hop)
Lineage: Eukaryota; Viridiplantae; Streptophyta; Magnoliopsida; Rosales; Cannabaceae
Exons: 1
Coding region: 1-333 (110 amino acids)
Source: RefSeq, a predicted model, not a curated record
AUGGAACUUGGAAGACUUGCACAUUUCUCUGACCUCACCAAGGCAUGCCCAAAGGAUUGUUUUCCUUUGCCAAAGAUAGAUUUGAUGGUCGAUGCCACCUCCAGAUAUGAACUCUUGUACUUCAUGGAUGCAUACACAGGGUACAACCAGAUUUCAAUGCCUGCCGCCACUGAGGAAUCAGCCUCAGUCUCAGUCUUGGAUACACAGGGUACAACCAGAUUUUAUGGAUGUGGACAACCAGAUAUGAACUCUUGUACUUCAUUGAUGCCUUUCAGGCUCAAGAAAGCUGGGGCCACAUAUCAAAGACUGGUAAACUGUAUGUUCAUGAACUAG